AUGAUGAAAAAAUUUAUUAGUAACAAUGUCGCUAUUUUAAUCCUUGUUAUCAUAACAAUAACUGAUGCUGCGCGCAUAUUUUACCUUCCUCUACCAAAAAUACAUCCGUCACAUCAUGAAUUAAAAUCAACACCAACUGUACAAGACUCCGAAACAAAAAUACGUGAAGAAAAAUCAAUUAGUAAUGAAUUUAUACCUUUGUCGGCAAUGGAACGAUAUAUGUAUCAGGAACAAGAUGAAGAAGGAGAUAUUUCCAAUCGGGGUGAUAUAACGGAUACAGAUACAGUAGCUAGACAAUAUAUUGAUGUUAAUGAACUUCCAUCAGAAACUGAAAGAAAUUUGGCAUCAUCGAAUUAUGAAAAUCUAAGCAAUGAUGAAACAAACGGCGAUGCAUCAUGGCUUGCAGAUACUGCUAAUAGUGUAGUAGCACGUUUACAAUCGAGUGAUGUUUUAGAUGACGCUGCACAAAGACAAAAACGUAACGAUACAUUAUUUCUUGCGAUUGUUGGUAGUUGCAGUUUAGUUGGUGUUUUGGGUCUCGUCGCUGCAGCUGUUUUUUGGUACAGAAUUCAAAAACAAGCUGAAGCACUUGAAAAUGAAUAUCCAUCGUAUGGUGUUACAGGACCUGGUACUAGUGGCAGUAAAAUCUCGCCAAGUGCAACGAUAUCUGAUCGAAAAUUAGCUCAAAGUGCUCAAAUGUUUCAUUAUCAACAACAACGACAACAAAUGAUGGCCCAAGAAAAAGCACAUCUCGAUGCCAAACCUGUUCAUUCCGAUGAUUCAGAUGAUGAAACACCUGGUGGUGGAGAUUAUACAGUCUAUGAAUGUCCUGGUCUAGCUCCAACGGGUGAAAUGGAAGUUCGAAAUCCACUUUUUGCUGAAACAGAUUCACCUUUAACACCAACAACAUCUACAUCUCAUCCAGCAACUAACAACCAUUAUCCUCAAUUAUCGACAACACUUCCAUUAUCAUCAUCACCACCACCAGCAGUACAAGAAAAAUCAUCAUCAUAA
Messenger RNA from Adineta steineri, 1014 nucleotides. The record is from the annotation of a GenBank genome assembly. NCBI's taxonomy places the organism in Eukaryota, Metazoa, Rotifera, Eurotatoria, Adinetida, Adinetidae.